This is a messenger RNA of Manis pentadactyla (Chinese pangolin), 5179 nucleotides long. It is a transcript of the gene EHMT1, whose product is annotated as euchromatic histone lysine methyltransferase 1. NCBI's taxonomy places the organism in Eukaryota, Metazoa, Chordata, Mammalia, Pholidota, Manidae. The record is from RefSeq and is a predicted model, not a curated record. Bases 41 to 4159 code for a protein of 1372 amino acids. Gene Ontology annotation, cellular component: nucleus. Gene Ontology annotation, molecular function: zinc ion binding; histone H3K9 methyltransferase activity; p53 binding. The transcript is spliced from 27 exons.
UGGCCCCGCCCCGCCGAGGGCCGCGAGGCGCGGGCGGGGCAUGGCGCGCGGGCGGGGCGGGGCCACGCUACGGGCCCGGGCCAUGGCGGCCGCCGAUGCCGAGCAGGCAGUUCCAGUAAAAGGGGAUGCGAAGCAGGACUGCUGCAUGCAGACAGAGCUGCUGCGAGGAGAGAUUCCCAUGGCUGCUGAUGAAGGCCCAGCAGAGAAGCAGGGAGGAGAGGUCCCUGUGGCCGCAAGUGGUGAGACCAAUGGGCCCUGUGGGAAAAGCGAGGCGGGCAGCCCCCUCGCUGCAGCGCACACUCAGGAGAAGACUGCCGUCAGCCUGCAGGAAGCUGCCGGUAAACUAGCCCGAAUAGCGGAGAACGGGAUUUCAGAAAGAGACGCUGAAGUAGGGAAGCGAAACCGCGUUGGAGCUGAUGACCUCCCACAGACGCCCACCAUUGGGAGCACCGGGCGCUGCUUCGGCAGGCCGGCAGCGCAGGAGCAGCCCCUGCGGGUCGCCAGCACUUUGGCCUCCUCACUGCCGGGCCACGCUGCCAAGUCCCUCCCUGGGGGGCCCUGCAAAGGGAGGACUCCCAGCGCCUCUGCUCAGACGCCAGCUGCAGGGCCGGCCCGGCUCGGGGAGGGGAGUAAAGAUGCAGAGGACAAGAAGCCCACGGCCGCUGGCACCGAUGUCAAGGUCCACAGGGCCCGGAAGACCAUGCCGAAGCCCGUCCCUGGCCUGCACGCAGCCGGCAAGGACCCCAGAGAAGUGCGAGAAGCUCGGGGUCAUGAGGAGCUGGAGGAGAUUGGCACAAACGUCACCGAUUCUGGACGGCCACAGCUUUUGCCCCCCUUCCCACCCCUCCACCAGUCGCUACCUCAGAACCAGUGCUACGUGGCCACCGCCAGGUCGCAGACAGCUUGCUUGCCUUUUGUUUUAGCAGCUGCAGUAUCUCGGAAGAAAAAGCGAAGAAUGGGGACCUAUAGCCUGGUUCCUAAGAAAAAGACCAAAGUAUUGAAACAGAGGACGGUGAUUGAGAUGUUUAAGAGUAUAGCUCAUUCCGGUGUGGGCUCCAAGGGGGAGAAGGACCUGGGGGAUGGCAGCCUGCACGUGAACGGGGAGAGUUUGGAGGUGGACUCGGAGGAGGAGGACUCAGAGGAGCUUGAUGAGGAUGAGGAUCAGGGAGCUGAGCAGGCCGCCGCCUUUCCCAUGGAGGACAGCAGAACUUCUAAGGAGAGCGUGUGCGAGACUGACCAUUCCCGAAAGAUGGAUGGCGAGUCUGAAGAGGAGCAGGAGUCGGCCGGCACCGGGGACGAGGAGGACGGCGACGAGUCGGAUCUGAGUUCUGAAUCCAGUAUCAAGAAGAGGUUCCUCAAGAGGAAAGGGAAGCCUGAUAGCCCCUGGGUCAAGCCGGCGAGGAAGAGGAGGCGGAGAGGCAAAAGGAAGCAGAGCGGAGGGCUGGGUUCUGAAGCAUAUGCGUCGUCCUCAGGAAGUGCAGAGCAGACAGCGCCGGGAGACAGCACGGGGUACAUGGAGGUGUCUCUGGACUCGCUGGAGCUCUGCGUCAAGGGGACGCUGCCCUCGCAAGCAGAAGGGCUGGCCAAUGGUCCUGAUGCAGUGGAGACGGAUGGCCUCCAGGAAGUGCCCCUCUGCAGCUGCCGGAUGGAAACCCCAAAAAGCCGGGAGAUCACCACUCUGGCCAACAACCAGUGCAUGGCCACGGAGAGUGUGGACCACGAACUGGGCAGGUGCACGAAUGAUGUGGUCAGGCACGAGCUGAUGCGCCCGUCCAGCCGGGCGCCGCUCCUGGUGCUGUGCGAGGACCACCGGGGCCGGAUGGUGAAGCACCAGUGCUGUCCCGGCUGUGGCUACUUCUGCACGGCGGGUAACUUCAUGGAGUGUCAGCCCGAGAGCAGCAUCUCUCACCGCUUCCACAAGGACUGUGCCUCUCGAGUCAAUAAUGCCAGCUACUGUCCCCACUGUGGGGAGGAGGCCUGCAAGGCCAGAGAGGUGACCAUUGCAAAAGCGGACACGACAUCCACCGUCACGCUGGUGCCCGGGCAGGAGAAGAGCUCCACGGUGGAGGGCAGGGCCGACACCACCACGGGCAGGUAUGCAUCCAGUGCUGCUGGACCACUGCUCUCAGAGGACGACAAGCCGCAGGGCAUGGCCCCCCAGGUGCCCGAGGGCUUUGAUCCCACAGGCCCAGCUGGGCUGGUGAAGCCGGCCCCUGGCCUUUCCCAGGGACCUGGGAAGGAGACCUUGGAAAGCGCCCUGAUCGCCCUGGACUCAGAAAAUGUGAGAUGCCUCGAGCCUGCUGGGUUUGGUGCCCUUGACCUUGAGGAGCCGGCAGGUGGACCUCACCCAGGCCUUCCCAGGCUGCCGUAUGUGUGCCAGUGGCGAGUGCCGCGUGUGCUGGGCGAGCCUGCGGCCCGGGCAGGCGGUGGUCACGGCUGUCCUGUGCUUCCCUGCAGACCCAAGAAGCUCCGCUUCCACCCGAAGCAGCUGUACUUCUCCGCCAGGCAGGGGGAGCUGCAGAAGGUGCUCCUCAUGCUGGUUGAUGGGAUCGACCCCAACUUCAAGAUGGAGCACCAGGGCAAGCGCUCGCCCCUGCACGCCGCUGCCGAGGCGGGCCACGUGGACGUCUGCCACAUGCUGAUUCAGGCGGGAGCGAAUAUUGACACCUGUUCCGAAGACCAGAGGACCCCACUGAUGGAGGCAGCAGAAAACAACCACUUGGACGCCGUGAAGUACCUCAUCAAGGCCGGGGCCCUUGUGGAUCCCAAGGAUGCAGAAGGCUCCACCUGCUUGCACCUGGCUGCCAAGAAGGGCCACUAUGGUGUGGUUCAGUAUCUGCUUUCAAAUGGACAGAUGGACAUCAACUGUCAGGAUGACGGUGGCUGGACGCCCAUGAUUUGGGCCACCGAGUAUAAGCAUGUGGACCUUGUGAAGCUGCUGCUCACCAAGGGGUCCGACGUCAACAUCCGGGACAAUGAGGAGAACAUCUGUCUGCACUGGGCAGCGUUCUCAGGCUGCGUGGACAUCGCCGAGGUUCUGCUGGCUGCCAGGUGUGACCUCCAUGCCGUGAACAUCCACGGGGACUCGCCCCUGCACAUUGCUGCCAGGGAGGACCGCUAUGCCUGUGUAGUCCUCUUUCUUUCUCGGGACUCAGAUGUCACCUUGAAAAACAAGGAGGGAGAGACUCCCCUACAGUGCGCAAGUCUCAACUCUCAGGUGUGGAAUGCUCUGCAGACGAGCAAGGCGCUCCGAGACUCGGCCCCAGACAGGCCCAUCCGGUUGGAGAAGAUAGUGAGCAGAGACAUUGCUCGAGGCUAUGAGCGCAUCCCCAUCCCAUGUGUCAACGCUGUGGACAGCGAGCCAUGCCCCAGCAACUACAAGUAUGUUUCUCAGAACUGCGUGACAUCCCCCAUGAACAUUGACAGGAACAUCACCCACCUGCAGUACUGUGUGUGCAUAGACGACUGCUCGUCCAGCAACUGCAUGUGCGGCCAGCUCAGUGUGCGCUGCUGGUACGACAAGGAUGGGCGGCUGCUGCCAGAGUUCAACAUGGCCGAGCCCCCCUUGCUCUUCGAGUGCAACCAUGCUUGCUCCUGCUGGAGAAACUGCCGGAACCGUGUGGUGCAGAAUGGCCUGAGGGCGAGGCUGCAGCUCUACCGGACACAGAACAUGGGCUGGGGCGUGCGGUCUUUGCAGGACAUCCCUCCGGGCACCUUUGUCUGCGAGUACGUGGGGGAGCUCAUCUCUGAUUCAGAAGCUGAUGUCCGGGAAGAAGAUUCUUACCUCUUUGAUCUUGACAACAAGGACGGAGAGGUGUACUGCAUCGACGCGCGCUUCUACGGCAACGUCAGCCGCUUCAUCAACCACCACUGCGAGCCCAACCUGGUGCCUGUGCGCGCGUUCAUGUCGCACCAGGAUUUGCGCUUUCCCCGCAUCGCCUUCUUCAGCACACGCCUGAUAGAGGCCGGGGAGCAGCUGGGGUUCGACUACGGGGAGCGUUUCUGGAGCAUCAAGGGCAAGCUGUUCAGCUGCCAGUGCGGCUCCCCCAAGUGCCAGCACUCCAGCACAGCCCUGGCGCAGCGGCAGGCCAGCGCCGCCCAGGAGGCCCAGGAGAACGGCCUGCCCGACACCAGCUCGACCACCGCGGACCCACUCUGAGCCGUGGCCACGGCACUGUGCACAGAUCCGUGCAUGCUGCGAUUUAGAGGAGGGAAGAGUCGAGGGUCCCCAUCUGGGGCCAGAGGGUCUGAGCUGAGGCCCGUGGGGAAAACGCUGUAGAACCCCAUGGUCCACGCAGCUGUGAGCUGUGAGUCCUGAUGGUGAUCUUGUCGUUUUCCACGUUUCUCGUUCUCCUGCUCCGCGUGGUUCCUGUCCCGCUGCAGGCUUGUUGGCAAAGUCCUGUAGGCCCAGACUCCCCCGUGUGGUGCCCACCGGCUGCGUGGCUGGUGCCAGUUCCCAGGCACCACGCAGAUGCCGUCCCAACCAUGAUCCAGGAGGCCUGGGGCAAGCCACCACUGACUUUGAAGAAAACGUGGGCCGGCUUCUUAAGGAAAUCCUAUGCCUAGUCCUGUCAGACCUCUAAUGCAUUUCUUUUCAAGGAGGAGGUUGGGGGUGCAGAGGACCAUGGUCCCGGAGGACCCACACCAGCCCCGCCAGUGUGCUGACACUGGUGCCUUCUGUUGGUCUUUAAGCCACAUGCUAUGAUGAUGAAUAAACUGAUUUAUUUUCUACCAUUACUGAACAUUAGGACAAAUAAACACAAACACAGACAAUGGUGCUGAUUCUGGUGUGGUUUCUACUCACCAUGUGAAAAUAAACUGUCAACUGUAUAAAGAGAACAAAGUGAUUUUAGAAUAAAAUGCAGGAAAAACCUUUUAUAAAAAUGUUAGCCUUGUAGUGUGAAUAAAUUGCCAUCACCUUUUGUGUGGUGGCUGCCAGGUCAUAUACUUUUCUUUGGCAUAUAUACUUUUUUAAAUACUGUAAUUAGUGCAGUAACAGUGGGGUUUUUUUGGUGCAACUCUUCUAAAACAUUCAUAAUGCAUCAUGUUUAUUUUUUUCUGUUGAAAUGUUUUGACGGUUUUAAGAGAAGAGCAGUCUUUGGCUCUGACCAUUUCUUGUUCUGUUUUCAAUGAAAUCAAUAAAAAAAGAUAUCCUUUAAAUGAAGUUUUUAUUACGAUA